Drosophila busckii is the source of this 1637-nucleotide messenger RNA. RefSeq names its product DNA-binding protein D-ETS-3 (gene Ets65A). Lineage: Eukaryota; Metazoa; Arthropoda; Insecta; Diptera; Drosophilidae. Gene Ontology annotation, biological process: regulation of transcription by RNA polymerase II; cell differentiation. The record is from RefSeq and is a predicted model, not a curated record. Gene Ontology annotation, molecular function: DNA-binding transcription factor activity, RNA polymerase II-specific; sequence-specific DNA binding. Gene Ontology annotation, cellular component: nucleus.
UGUUUACAAAUAUUUAAUUCUUAUCGCGUGUUAAUUAAUAAUAAGCAUUAAAACAGUAACCAGCAUAAUCCUGAGAGUCAAGUGGAAUCCUUUGCCAAGCCAACAGUCAGCCUUUGAGGCUAAUCAGGGCCGUGCCAUGUACGAGAAUUCGUGUUCCUAUCAAACGGCGCUGGAUCUGAAGCGCGUAUCACCGCCAACAUUGGCGCAGGUUAAGACCGAGGACUGCCUGACAUUGGGACAAUGCUCACCGGACUGGACCUCGUAUCGCUUUCAUCAGUCCACCUUCGAGCAGUUGAAACAGAGCGUGGAAAAGGCCAAAGCAGCGUUGCAGGAUCGCAGCAGCUUCUUUGGCGCCAGUAGCGCCUUUAGUGACAUCUAUUCCAGCCAGCGCUUGACAGACACACUCGACACGCUGCCCAGCGUGCAAAGCAGCAAUGGCAAUUGCUUAUCGUUGCCCCACAAUACAGGCUCUGGUGUGGGCGUGGGCGUGGGCGUCGGUGUGGGUGUGGGCGUGGGCGUGCUUAACUAUAAUGGAGUUAGCAGCAGCAGCAGUGGAGUGCUUGGCAGCAGCAGCAACGGCGGCGUGCACAGACAUCGCCUGGAUACAUUGCAGCCACCCUCGGGUUGUUCACCUGUGGGCACACAGCAUGGAGUUAUAACUUCGAGCGCUGGUCAGCUAACGUCAGCUAGCUUGGAUGUGGUCAGCUCGCCUGCAGCGCCACCACCACAUUCCACAACUAGCAGCACACAUGGCGAGCAUAAAGUUCGAUCAGAAAAAUCAACGUUGGAUUGCGCUACGACGUCGACGCAUGCGGGUGUUGGCUCAUCCUCCAGCUCCGGCGUGAGCGUUAGCAAGAGCAGCACAGGUCCUGCCACUGGCUCCAAUGCACUGUUAUCUGGACGCGGGGGCUCGGGGGAGUAUUCUUCGUACAAAUCGUCGUGGGGCUCCCACAGCUCCACACAAUCGCAAGGCUACAGCUCGAAUGCCUUGAGUAUUAAACAUGAUCCGCAUACACAACUACGGCAACCUGAUCCAUAUCAAAUGUUCGGACCCACCAGCAGCAGACUAGCCAGCUCAGGCUCUGGACAGAUACAAUUAUGGCAAUUUCUGCUCGAGCUGCUGUCGGACUCCAACAAUGCCGCCUGCAUUACCUGGGAGGGCACCAACGGCGAGUUCAAGCUAACCGAUCCCGACGAGGUGGCACGCCGCUGGGGCGAACGUAAAUCCAAGCCAAACAUGAACUACGAUAAGCUCAGUCGUGCCUUGAGAUACUACUACGACAAGAAUAUAAUGACCAAGGUGCAUGGCAAGCGAUAUGCCUACAAGUUUGAUUUCCAGGGCCUAGCAGCGGCCACGCAGCCGGCGGCCAGCGAUCCCACCUACAAGUAUCAGAGCGACUUGUUUAUGACACCAUAUCAUCAUAGCGCCAAGCUCAGCUCCUUUAUGAGUCCCCAUCAUGGCAUGACCUCGUCUUCGGCUUCCAUCUUUCCGACGGCAGCUUCUUGGGGCAACUGGGGCAGUCCGGCCACGAAUCUUUAUCAGCCGCACUCCAUGAGCCAUGUGACACCCUCGCAUGUAGCGCCCCACCUCAGCUCCUAUCCACACUACGCAUGACCAUCAUAAUAUGAGAGCAAUG